AAUGUUACUGCUCAAGCAUUUUCUAAUAGUAAUACUCGCCUCAACCAGCAUCGGUAUAGUAUCCUGCUAUAAGGACUCCCUGCACGCCUACGCACCGGAAUAUGCUCAUCCAGCGUAUUCCUUCAGCUACGGUGUUAAAGAUCUACAUAGCGGUGAUGUGAAGUCACAAUGGGAAACGCGUGACGAUGGUAUCGUCAAGGGCCACUACAGUGUCGUAGAGCCGGACGGUUCUAUACGCGAAGUGGAUUACACAGCUGAUUCUAAAACGGGAUUCAACGCGGUUGUUAAAACACACGGCCCAAACGCUCAUCCCGUGCGAGAUCACGAUCAUCAGGAGCACAAGACGCACUACUACGAUGAGCACCAUUCCCAGUCGAAGAUCAAUCACUUCAGCAAGGGGCAGGACCAUCUCAUCCUUAGCUCGGAUCUUCCCCAGCACGAAAAGGAUAUUGCCGAAAUCAGCGAAAAGAAGCGCCCAAUUCCUUCAAUCUUGGAGUUGAAACCACACGUCAAUCUCGAAAAGCCAUUGGUUGCGUACAAACAUUACGAACCACCGAAAACCAUCUACAAACACUACUCCUACGACGAGCUGAAGCCUCAUCACGUUACGGUGGAAACGGAACAUAGCCACAAGCAUUACGUUUCCGACUCGUCCGAUUUCUUCUCCGAGCAGGUGGACACCGAGAAGGACCUGUUCAAACCGAGCAUCCGCAUCGAGGAGGUGAAAGCGCCGGAUCUAUCGAAGCUGAAGCCUAUCUCGCCGGAUGUAGAUUUUUCACAGCUUUCCGAGAGUGAUCUUGGACCGUACUACACAAAGGAUAGCUUCCGACCGUUUGCACAGUACACCAAUCACGUGUCACAUCCCGUUACGCUUCAAAAAGCUAAAGUGCACGCGAUCCAGGUAGACACGAAGCCAAAAAAGAAUCUGCUAAAACCCCUAACUACACCGGGACUUAAAAACUUUGCCACACCGGCGGUGUACAAAUUUUCUGCCCGUGGACCAGCGCGGCCUGAUUAUGCGAGCUACUUUAAGACGAAAACUAACCGUCAGGCGCGCAAUGGGCCGGUCCUGUUCCAUCCGGAUGAGCAGAAGCGUGCGUCGCAGCGAAUGGUGCAAUCGAUGCUGUCGCGUCAACAUUCCCGUAACGUUCCCGUUUAUGCAAAGAACUAUGCUUGA
Messenger RNA from Anopheles maculipalpis, 1177 nucleotides. RefSeq lists its product as uncharacterized. The transcript has 3 exons. NCBI's taxonomy places the organism in Eukaryota, Metazoa, Arthropoda, Insecta, Diptera, Culicidae. The coding region runs from base 2 to 1177 and encodes 391 amino acids. Gene Ontology annotation, cellular component: extracellular matrix. The record is from RefSeq and is a predicted model, not a curated record.